GUGUUUCCCACACCGCCCUCGGCCCAGCGGCACCUCUUCAUCCCUUGUGCUUUUCUGCACCAGGGAGCUGCUUGGGGCGCUGUGGGUGGAUGGCGGUGGGCAGAGUCACACAGCAUAGGCAGACGUGGUGCUGCCUGUCCUCCCUUUCCCCCGUCCUCCCUCCCCAUCCAUCCUUCCCUUUCUCUGUCCCUCUUUUCCCCUUGUCGUCCUUCUGUUUGUCUCCUACCGUUCCAGGAGUGUCUUUUUAUUUCUUCCUCUUCGUGUUGCUUCCUUGUCAGUUGUCAUUCUUUUGUAUGCUUACCGGCUGGAAUGUUGGUUGUUUGA
Molecule: messenger RNA, 324 nt
Organism: Closterium sp. Naga37s-1
Lineage: Eukaryota; Viridiplantae; Streptophyta; Zygnematophyceae; Desmidiales; Closteriaceae
Source: the annotation of a GenBank genome assembly